UCUUUAGUCUAAUAUAACAGGCUGGCUACGCAAGGCCCUGGAAACGGAUAAGAAAGACUGGCAAAAGGAAACAGAGCCUGAGGCUGAUCAAGACGGAUACUAUCAGACCACGCUGCCGGCCAUCGUCUUUCAGAUGUUUGAGCAGAACCUACAAGUCGCCGCACAGAUCGAUGGAGAUUUUAAAGAAAAGGUUCUGAAGCUUUGCCUGAAACAAAUGAACACUUUCCUUAUCAGGUACAGGGAGGAGGCGGUGAGCUACAAAGAAGAGCAUCUGAGAGACAGGCAGCUGCCUCAGUGUUAUGUACAGUAUAUGAUAGCCAUCAUUAACAACUGCCAGACAUUUAAGGAGUCCAUCAACAGUCUGAAGAGGAAGUACUCUCAGUCAUCAGAGCCCACUGACAGUGACGCUGCCAUAGAGAGGACGCUCAAUGAGGUGGCAAAGGAGGGUUGCCAGUUCCUGUUAGAUGAAGUUUUCCUUGAUCUUGAGAGUCACUUGAACGAACUGCUGACCAGGAAGUGGCUGACAGGCUCUCAUGCUGUGGAUACCAUCUGUGUGACGGUGGAGGACUAUUUCAAUGACUUCAACAAGAUUAAGAAACCUUUCAAUCAGGAGAUGACGAGCGAGGCCCUGCGCAGGGUGGUCGUCGAGUACAUUAAAGCAGUGAUGCAAAAGAGGAUCACUUUUAAAAACCCUGACGAGAGAAAGGAGGGAGCUGAAAGGAUGAUGAAGGAAGGCGUCAGCAUAGCCUCUGUACUGCUCACUGCACUAUCGCUGCCCGUGGUGAAGGCGCAGGACGCCUCAGAUAAUAUCACCACAUGA
This is a messenger RNA of Neolamprologus brichardi, 820 nucleotides long. The record is from RefSeq and is a predicted model, not a curated record. NCBI's taxonomy places the organism in Eukaryota, Metazoa, Chordata, Actinopteri, Cichliformes, Cichlidae.